AUGACUGGAGCCUUGAAUGAUACAGAGGUGCUUCUUAAGCAGUUCAAUUUCAACUCUGCAACUUUCAUCGCGGUUUUCGCCGUGUCCUUGCUGUACUGGAUUGCGGUCAAAGGGAGACGGAGACUAAUGUACUAUCGUAUACCUAGCGUCGGUUGCGGAAAUGACCCACUUACCUCCUUCUGGGCAGCAAAAAGGUUCAAAACAGAUUGCAAAUCGCUCAUUCAGGAGGGAUAUGAUAAGGCAAGAGGGUUAUUUAAGCUCGCCAUAGCUGACCGCUGGGUGGUUAUAGUUACUGGAAAAGAGCUCAUCCGAGAGCUCUGGUCUGCACCUGACGAGAAGCUCAAUUUCCACAAGGCUAUUGAUGAGGCAACCAAAUCAAAAUUCUCCUUUGGCACAGCUGUGACAGAGAAUGCUUAUCAUGUCAAUAUCAUCCGCGGGCGUUUAACGAGGAACAUUCCGGAGUUGUCUCCUGAGCUUCUAGAUGAGGUGGUUUGUAGUUUUAGUAAUGAGUUUCAACAUUCAACUGAGUGGAAGACAUUUUCCCCUAUUCCUCAUAUUCAGAGAAUUGUCUGCCGAGCCAGUAACCGAUUAUUUGUUGGGUUGCCCAUGUGCCGAAAUGCUUCCUACAUUCGAUUGAAUAUUGGAUACACGCUUGAAGUCUGGUACACUCAACAGACACUCAAUGGUUACCCUGCUUUUUUGCAGAGUGUUAUUGGAAGGUAUAUUACCAACAUCGGUACUCGUACCAAAGAAGCAGUUAACCUUCUUACACCAAUUAUUGAGGAACGCCUGAGCAUUCUUACAUGUUCCAAUGCUGAUUAUUCUCAACUCCCUAAUGAUUUGCUUACAUGGCUAAUCAUCGACACACCAAAUAAGAAGGGAAGGAAUGUUCUUGAACUUUGUCAGCGUCUGCUGGUGGUCAAUUUUGGUGCCAUCCAUAGUGCUACAAAUACAUUUGUGCACCUUCUCUUUCAUCUUGCAGCCAACCCCAGUUGGGUCAAAAUAUUGCGAGAAGAGGUGAAAUAUGCAACAGAGGUGGAUGGAUGGACCAAGACUGCAUUGGAUAAGAUGCAAAAGCUGGAUAGUAUCCUGCGAGAAGGUUUGCGUAUGGAUGGUGUGAAUUUGUGGUCUCUUAACCGUGUUGCAAUGGAAGACUACACUUUCUCUAAUGGUGUAACUGUUCCAAAAGGUGCUCUCCUUGCAGCCCCAACAUCCGCUUUACACACUGAUGGAAGCACGGAACAAAUUAUGGGCGAACAGCCACCUGACGUGUUUGAUCCUUGGCGGUUCUCAAGAAGUUGCAGGUCUGAUUCUGAGGGUAAGCAUCUUGAAGGACUUGAAACCCACUCAAAUAUGGCCCUGGCAACGACUACAAGUUGGAAUUAUCUCCCUUUUGGUCAUGGGAAAUUGAGUUGCCCAGGUCGAUUUUUUGCUGGGAUCCAGUUGAAGCUUAUGAUUGCACAUUUUAUCCAACACUAUGAUGUGAAGCUUGAGAAAAGGUGUUCUGGGAAACCACCCAAUGUGUAUGUUGGAUAUAGUUGUGCUCCAAAUCAGCAGGCAAGGGUGAUGGUUAAAGCACAUCAGAAUAUGUAG
Molecule: messenger RNA, 1593 nt
Organism: Marasmius oreades (fairy-ring Marasmius)
Lineage: Eukaryota; Fungi; Basidiomycota; Agaricomycetes; Agaricales; Marasmiaceae
Exons: 11
Coding region: 1-1593 (530 amino acids)
Molecular function (GO): iron ion binding; heme binding; oxidoreductase activity, acting on paired donors, with incorporation or reduction of molecular oxygen
Source: RefSeq, a predicted model, not a curated record